Hemiscyllium ocellatum (epaulette shark) is the source of this 1051-nucleotide messenger RNA. Its product is annotated as gastrula zinc finger protein XlCGF7.1-like. NCBI's taxonomy places the organism in Eukaryota, Metazoa, Chordata, Chondrichthyes, Orectolobiformes, Hemiscylliidae. The record is from RefSeq and is a predicted model, not a curated record. Bases 9 to 965 code for a protein of 318 amino acids. The transcript has a single exon.
ACUGCUCCAUGUGCGGGAAAGGGUUCACUUGGGUGGACAACUUCCAGACCCACCAGCGAUUCCACGCAGGGGAGAGGCUCUUCAGUUGCCAUGAGUGUGGGAAAGCCUUCAGCAAUUCCUCCGACCUGCUGAAGCACCGGCGAGUCCACACGGGGGAGAGGCCAUUCAGCUGCCCCGAAUGCGGGAAGGCCUUCAGCGACUCCUCCAACCUGCUGAGGCACCGGCGGGUCCACACGGGGGAGAGGCCCUUCAGCUGCCCAGAGUGUGGGAAGGCCUUCAGCAAUUCCUCCAACCUGCUGGCCCAUCAGCAGGUCCACACAGGGGAGAGGCCCUUCAGCUGCCCAGAGUGCGGGAAGGCCUUCAGUAAAUCCUCCAACCUGCUGGCCCAUCAGCGGGUUCACACAGGUGAGAGGCCCUUCAGCUGCCCAGAGUGUGGGAAGGCCUUCAGCAAUUCCUCCAACCUGCUGGCCCAUCAGCAGGUCCACACAGGGGAGAGGCCCUUCAGCUGCCCAGAGUGCGGGAAGGCCUUCAGUAAAUCCUCCAACCUGCUGGCCCAUCAGCGGGUUCACACAGGUGAGAGGCCCUUCAGCUGUCCAGAGUGCGGGAAGGCCUUCAGCAAUUCCCCCGACCUGCUGAGACAUCGGCGAAUCCACACGGGGGAGAGGCCUUUCGCCUGCCCAGAGUGUGGUAAGGCCUUCAGCAAUUCCUCUGACCUGUUAUCCCACCGGCGGGUCCAUACCAGGGAAAGGCCAUUCAGCUGCCCUGAGUGCGGGAAGGGGUUCACCCGCUCCUCCAAACUGCUGGCCCACCAAUGGGUCCACACCGGGGAGAGGCCGUUUGCCUGCCCCGACUGCGGGCGGAGGUUCACAUUGUCCUGCAACUUGCGGAGGCACCAGCAGGGGCACAAGUGCAUCCAACAAUCAGAUUCCACCAGUGAUGCUGCAGUGGGUCACCCCCAAAGCUGAACCUCCUGCCUAUUCUGACAGUGGGUGCAGUGGGCUUUUGUUGUUUUGUGCUGGACUCACCCUCUUCCCCCCCCCCCCAACACCAC